Messenger RNA from Durusdinium trenchii, 1431 nucleotides. The record is from the annotation of a GenBank genome assembly. NCBI's taxonomy places the organism in Eukaryota, Dinophyceae, Suessiales, Symbiodiniaceae.
AUGGAUGCCACGUUGCAAAAGAAGAAGAGCUCCAUGGGGACUCUCUUAGAUGGUCUCACCACUUAUGAGGAGAAGCCGAAUCCCCGGCUCUCCUGUUCCCCGGGCAUCGUCAAUGCACGACAGCUCAUCGAAUCCAAGUUGGAGGAGAUCGAUGUGAAGCCCAUGGGAGAUGAUGGAUUUCGAUAUACCGUGCCGGGCACUAUCGACUCAGAGGAGUGUCCGGAUGGGAUCACCAAUUUGAUUGGAGUGAUUGAAGGUUCGGAUCCCUUCCUGAAGGAUGAGUACAUCAUGCUGAGUGCUCACAUCGAUGGUCCUGAGAAUGAAGGGCCCUCUAGUGCCCAGGGCCUGCUGGACACCGACAACACCUACGACGACGGUAGUGGCACCGCUGCGCUCUUAUCGAUGGCCGAGUACUUCGUGAAAGCACCGCCCAGGCGAAGCUUGAUCUUGUUCUUCUCCGACGGCGAAGAGGGGAUCCACAACGUGGCAGUCUCCGAGGGUUGGAAGCAGGCCUUUUGCGUGUCGCCCGCGUACUGGGGCCCUCCGGGAUGCCACAACUAUCCCAUUGGCAUGACGGCAUGGGUGAAGGAUAGCAAGAAGAGCUUCAAUGAGAAGAGGCUGGUGAUCGCAAUGGAUCCGCUGGGGGCUCCGGGCAUCAAACACCACGACUUCGUGGCGGUGCUGGGCACGGAGACCACGCCAGGCCUGCAGAAGCUCGUGGAAGGAGCCUUCGCAGGCGCUGCGACGAAGCCCUUGUACGUGAAUCGCAUGUAUGUGGGCACCUCUUAUAGCGAUGGAGAUGCCUUCACGAAGGAUUUCACACCACUUUGCUUGCAAGAGGACGGCGGCAUUGGAGUGACCAUUCCCAAAGAGUUGGCCACCUUUGCCUUGGACAUGCGACGCCUGGCUGGGGAAGAAUGCAAGAACUUCGAUGACGACGCGCUGCUGAAGGUCACCGAGUCGCUGAAGUCCGUGGUGACCAGCUUGGCCGACAACGACGCCUUGUCGCGCGGCACGGGUGGGUAUGGCGAUUUGGGCAAUGUGUUUUGGUCUAGCUUAGUCUACAACCCGAAGGUCUACUCUGACAUCUAUGCUGCCAACCACGCAUGUGGCAGUUUGCGUAUGCCGGUGUGUGGCUUUUCUUUGCAAGAUGCCGUGAACAACAAGAAUGCCUACGAUUUUUUGAAGUAUGCAUUGUCCAACACGCCAGCCAUUGAUACCCAAGUGGCUAGCACCAUGAAGGCCUUUUGCGGAACCAUGUCCGAUUCAAUUCAGAAGAUCCUUGAGGUGUACAAAGACGUCAACGAGGAUCAGUAUUCCAUGAUCGUUCCAAAGGGAUUCAACUCCACCUUGCCCGCAGUGCUGGCUGUCUCGACCAUGGCUUUAGACUUCUAUGCCGAUGAGCCUUACAGACAGCCCUUUUAUCAAUGA